AGCAGAGUCAGUCGGUGGCUGUGGCAGCUCGCAGUCGUUUGCUGUUUUCUGUAUGAAGUGGCAUUUUUGGAGCGCUCGUCGCCGUGAAACGUACGUGGCGCGGACAACCAAAGCGAACAGUGCAUUCGUGUCGGGCUCUUUACUAAGCCCAUUUGUGAAAUCAGCGUCAAAUACAAAGACGUAAGCGUUAAUAUUUAUUCACAUAAUUAGCAUAUACAAAAAGUUUUUUGUGUGCGUGUGUUCAAAGAGUGUAAAAUAAAGAAUUAUUUUCGAUGGAGUAAAAAGUUGAUGGAUUAUUUGAAAAUUAUAUACGAGAAAACGCAGCGAAACAAUGAACACGUUCAAAAUGACUGUGAAAACAUCAUAAAACAAAGCAACAAAUUAAAUGUGCGAAUAUAAUCAAAAGCGGAGAUGUGUGACCGCUCAUGUGUUCAGCGGCUACGUAAAAAAUCCCAUUUAUCAAACUAUACAUAUACAAAGACCUAUAUGUAUGUACGUGUGAUCAGUGAAAUCAACAUUUGAAACUGCGAUCGAAUAAGCUUCUUUGUUACGGCUGUAGCAACUUGAGGCGCUGAGUCGGAUCGAGAAUCCAGCUUUUCGCGUUUAUUUACAGAAAGUUCGAAAACAAUCAAUUCGCUUGUAUUUCCUUUGUUGUUGUUUUCUUUAUUAGCAGCGCGUAAUUGCUCCAUGUACUUAAAAGUGCAAACUAUUAUUGUUAUUGCUGCGUCACUUUUACUGCAGUUGCUGGUUGCUGCUGUUAUUGCUUCUCGUAAGCUCCGCUAUACACCUUUAUUGGCUUCAAUUACGAAUCGCGUCGCUGCUAUCGUUUUCAAUUGGCGUUAAGUGGGUGGCGUUCAUUACGCGGAAGACAAAUCGCGAUUUGUGUAAAUUCGGCUACUAAAAACAAGUUUGCGUAAACUGCCUGAAGUUAUAGCUACCUACUUUAAAGAAUUUUCGCCAACUCUAACGCCUAUAAGCAGGCUAUAUUACUUGCUGGCUUUCAACAGUGUGGGACAGCGAGACGAAAUAUUUGACAGAAGAUAUAUUGAAGCUGCAGUAAUAAGUCAAAGCGACCGCAGAAGCAGCAGCGCAUAAAGUGGUCGACCAAUCGAGAGGAAACCGAACGGAACGAAGAAGAAUAGACAACGACUUGGAACAUAGCUAGGCGAACAUGUGGACGAGAAUGGGCACCGCAGGUCUUGCUGCCGGCGUCUUAUUGCUGCUGUGCGUCGUUAACAGCGUCAACUCCUUCUCAAAGUAUGGACGCGGCUGCAACGACAUUGGCUGUCUGCCCAGUGAGGAGUGCGUCAUCAGCAGCGACUCGUGCAGCUACACGCAGCGCGAGGGCAAGGACUGCGGCAACUACCCGAAAUGUCAGAGGAAAUCCGGCUCCAGCUCGUCGUCCUCGGCGCCAGUUAAUCCGUCAGUGAGCACCGGCACCACACACAACUCGUACAAUCCAAGCGCACCAGUGCCCGAUCUUGGUGAUGGCAACAGUUUCAAUGGCGGCAGCAGCGGCAAUACCGGUGGUGGUUUCGGUGGCGGCGGUUCAGGUGGACACAGUCUCUAUCCCACUUUGCCAAACAGCCCGCCAGCAGGCGCAUCAAACCCUUACGGUGGCUACCAGCCACAACCGGGCGGAUAUCAGCCACCAGCCGGCGGUUACCAGCCAGGAGGCUAUCAGCCGGGUGGUUAUCAACCCGGUGGCUAUCAACCCGGCGGCUACCAACCCGGUGGCUACAAUCCGAAUGCUGGUGGUAGCGGUGGCUACGUUCCAAAUGCACCGGGUUAUGGCAGCGGUGACAAAGUGCCGCAGAAACCGAAAGACAAGGAAGGUGGCGGCUUCUUCUCUAGCUUCUUCUCCAACCCGGCGGUAAGUCAGGCUGUAUCUGGUAUUAUUGCAGGCCAAAUCACGAAGAGCUUGCAAGGUGGUGGCGGCGGCGGUGGCGGUGCUAAUGGUGGUGCUAACGGCGGUUACCAACCAAGCGGUGGCUACCAGCCAAGUGGCGGUUACGGCGGUGGUGGUGGCAGCGGCUCAGGCAGCGGUUCAUCUGGCAGCAAUAUUCUUGGUGGUCUACUCGGCAGCGUGUUGGGUGGUGGAGGCGGGGCCAACGCUGGAAGUAGCGGUAGCGCCAGUAACUUCUUGGGCAGUCUUCUGAGCGGUGGUGGUGGCGGCAGCAACUCUGGUAGCAGUGGCGGUGGCAGUGCCAGCAAUUUCUUGGGCAGCUUGCUUAGUGGCGGCGGUAGCAGCAGCAGCAGCGCCAACCGCGCCGGCGGCAGCAAUCCAAUUAGCGAAAUAUUGGGCUCGCGCAACUUUGGCGGCCUCUUCAGUGAGAAUCCAUCCUCCAGCUCCUCCGGGUCCUCUGGAUCUUCCUCAAGCUCUCAAGGCCCCAAAAGCUAUCCCACUCAACCGCCAAUGAACUACUACGGUUAAUAUGAAGACAAAGCAGAAAAAAAAGAGAAAGCCUCUUUUCAUUUAUACUCGUUUUCUCUUAAACUCAAAUGAUAUUUUUAUUUUACUAACAGGGCAGCUAAGAUUUACUCGUAUUUUAAUUUACACCAAAUAAUAUAUACAUACUCUAACUAAACGUAGAUAAAAGAUAAUAAGUUUACUAGAGAAGCGCAUAAACCUAACGAUAAUCAAAGAACAAGACAUUUGUAGCCAUUCGCAAUUGAGAUAAUUGCGGUUUGAGAGGCACAAAAAUGAGAACAGCUUCGGCAAAGAGUCGUGUAUAUAUACUCGCGUAGUUAUUAAAGCAGAUUUUAUGCGUAGAAGAAACUAAUAAACAAAUACAAAAGAAAAAUGUACUCAUAGUUCGUAGAGAGGAAACCGUUUUUUAACUGUAAAGCUAUAUUAUUUGAGAACUGCUGCAAUUACUCGCAAGACGGCUAAGCAAGGAUUGCAAACAAUAAUUUUACCAAUCAAUUAGUAAAUAAAUUGUAUAUAUAAAAGAAACGUAUAUACAAACAAAAACAAAACAAAAUAUGUCUUUAUAGAAACGUUCACUUCAAUGCAAUAAAUUUUAAUUUUCAUAACUUCGAGCAUAAAUAAGAUAAUUAGAUUGAAAAACGGAGAAAUUCUGAAUUGUACAUAAAUAGCUGAAAUCAAAUAAAUAAACGAAAUUAUAUAAAAUAUAUGUAUUUAAA
This is a messenger RNA of Bactrocera oleae (olive fruit fly), 3147 nucleotides long. The record is from RefSeq and is a predicted model, not a curated record. Lineage: Eukaryota; Metazoa; Arthropoda; Insecta; Diptera; Tephritidae.